Messenger RNA from Owenia fusiformis, 1698 nucleotides. NCBI's taxonomy places the organism in Eukaryota, Metazoa, Annelida, Polychaeta, Sabellida, Oweniidae. The record is from the annotation of a GenBank genome assembly.
AUGUCUGUUUACAGGCGAUUGUCUAAUAAAAAGCCAAUAAAGACGAAAUACAGCAGUAUGGCUCGUGUGCCCAUCAAGGCUGACAAGGUAGAUGAGGCCAUGAAGUUGGCACAGAAGAUGGAUGAUGACCUAGAAGAAUGGGUAGCAAGCAGACCUAAGAGAGACAAUAGCAGCAUAACUGAUAUGACUGCUGAAGAACUUGCAGAAGAAUUAAACAACCACCCAGCAUUCAUCAAGGAAAUAGAUCCUACCAAGCCAUUGCCACCAUUACUUGAGGGUCUCCAAGCACUGAAAUAUGACUGUGAGUCUCCUGUAGAAAAGGCCGAGAAUUACAAGGAAGAUGGCAAUGUAAACUUCAAGCGGAAACAAUACAAGAUUGCUAUAGACAACUACACUGAAGCCAUCAAGAUCAAAUGUCCAGACAAGCUUAUUAAUGCACAGCUAUAUACUAACAGAGCUGCAGCACAGAUGAGACACAAGAAUUAUGGAUCUGCGCUAAAAGAUUGUGUUUUUGCGACUAAGUUUGUUCCCAAUCAUAUGAAGGCAAUAUUAAAAGGAUCUGAAUGCAGUGUUAAGCUGGCUAAGUACCAGCAAGUGAUGAACUGGUGUGACAUUGGCCUAGAGGUGGAGCCAACCAAUGAGACACUACUAGCUACAAGGCAAGAGGCACAGAAUGCACUGAAAUCACAAGAGAGAGACAGAAGGAAGGAGGAAAUGAGACAACGAAAGGAGGACGAAAAAAUAGACAAACUUUACAAAGCAAUCAGGUCCAGGGGGAUAGAAAUGGAUAGACCUGAAUCAGAAAUCACUCCUACAUGGCUACGUCAAUUCUUUGAACCACUGCAUCCAAGUGGUAGUGUGAUUCAUUUAGAUGAUGCGGGUGUGCUUCAUUGUCCCGUCAUGUUUGUCUACCCAGAGAUUGGCCAGACGGAUAUGAUUGAAGAUUUCACAGAAUCUGACAGAUUUAUUGAACACAUUGAGACAAUGUUUGGGGAAGGUGUAGCACCAGCUCCAUGGGACAGAAAUCGCAAGUACACUUCUGAUGCAAUACAGAUUUAUUACGAAGACAAGAAUGAAGAAAGAUUGGUCAACAUCCCCUCUACAAACACUUUGCUACAGAUCUUAACUGAUAAAAGGUUCACCCUACACUGCAGUACAAUAGCAUUCAUCCUUCUUAUACGAGGAGAUUCAUUCACACAAACAUUUUUAGACAGAUAUAAAACAUCCUAGCACUAUUUUCAUCACAUCAAUUAUUUUAGUAUGGUUAUUAAGGUGGACCAAUAAGAAUGGAGUUAUCAAAAUGAGGCACAUUUCAUGGACUCGAAUCCUUUACAUGUUGGCUUUCAUUAUUAGGGAAAAGUUACCUCUAGAGGCCCAGUUGAUUGACAAAACUUAUGAAUUCAAUAUGUCACACCUGUGUGUACACAUAUAUUGAGAAUAUGGCAGAAUUUACUAUUAUCAUAUUAAUUUGGGGAUUUUAAUAAAUGUGAUAUAGAAGUCAUUAUGUAUGAAUUGAUGAUUGGAAUGGGGAAUUCUGUAUUGUGGGGUUUUCAUUUGAUGCAGGGCUUGGUUGGCACUGCGUAAAUUAUCGGUUUUUGUGUUACCACAAUAAGUGGUAAUAUUGUCAUAAUCUAAAAAUCUUUGGUGAAUUGUGUUUGAGCGGUUGGUGGUCAGUGUCUGCAACAAAUGGCAGGUUGU